Messenger RNA from Procambarus clarkii (red swamp crayfish), 1995 nucleotides. RefSeq names its product glutamate receptor ionotropic, kainate glr-3-like. NCBI's taxonomy places the organism in Eukaryota, Metazoa, Arthropoda, Malacostraca, Decapoda, Cambaridae. The record is from RefSeq and is a predicted model, not a curated record. Gene Ontology annotation, cellular component: membrane. Gene Ontology annotation, molecular function: ligand-gated monoatomic ion channel activity.
AUGACGAGUUAUUCUCUGGUGAUAGUAACUGCAUUGAUGUACAUGACUAAGGAGUUGAUGGUGGUUGAUGCGCUUGGUAAUUCGACUAUUUAUACCGAAGACGAUGAAGAAUUGGCCUCAUUAAUGGAGCUUUUGGCUGAGCAGUACGCGCCCAGGUGCCUCAGGGUAGUCGUAGGAGAUGCCAGGCUCUGGAAUGGCAAUUGGGGCCGUGAUCACGUUAUCAUCAACCCAAACAACUACAUUGAAGCCCAAAACACCAUAGAGUUUAUCAAGGAGAACCUGCUGAGCGUGACCACAUACUCGUGUGUCGUCUACAUGGCCCCACACCCACUCUUGCUACGUCCUCAGCUCCUGGCGGCCAUCACUGACCUCUCCAAGAAACAUAUCAACCGAUAUAUCGUCGCUCGGGCCGCUAGCGUCACUCACGCCAGCGAAUUCCUCUUAGAUAAGCGUCUUAGCCAAGAGGAACACGUAGCAGCCCUUGUGAAGAAGACAGGGCGUAGAGGAUCCUGGUGGCAAGUGCUCAACCGGCAGCUGUAUCAUCACUCAGGCUCACCGGAGGUUCAACAGAUCACCACGUGGUCCAAAGGAAGAGUUUUACACACCAGAAGAAAACUAUUCCCCGAGCAGAUGGCCAACUUCUACGGUCUCAGGAUGGUUGGCGUCACGUUGGACUUCCGACCCUUCACGGACUUCGAGGUAAACCCUGGUUCCAGGAGGGUAAAGGCCAGGCCAUCGCUAGAUAUCUUUAUUCUAAACGAGAUCGCCAGGAAGCUAAAUUUCACUUACGACUUGGUCAUGCCUGUUGAUGGUCUCUGGGGCUUCCUGAAGGACGACGGCCACUGGACGGGCGUGGUCGGAGAGGUGGAGUCCGGACGAGCCAACUUCUCCCUCGUGCUAUCAGUGACUUUUGAACGGACUCGAAUCGUCGAUUUCACUCGCAUGUAUUACCUCGACCCCCUGAGCUUUGUGACGGCCAAGAGCCGCCAUCAGCCCCCUUGGCUCAAGCUUAUCACCCCCUUCAGUGGUCAGGUGUGGGUGGUGUCGUCGGCAUCUGUGGUGGUGGCUGUGGUGCUCUACUGGGUCAUCUUCCGAGCCCAGGCCGUCUUCGGCUCGUCCGUCGUGACUCCCUCAAGGGCUUUCAUAUAUAUCUUCGGGGCCUUCCUCGGCCAACCUCUUCCAAGGAUGGCCUGGUUCUCGGCCGGCAAGGUUCUUCUGGGGUUCUGGUUGGUGUACUCCUUCCUGGUGACAUCAUACUACAAGACUUCACUGACAGCUACCCUAGCAGCCCCCUCAAUCCCGCCAACCAUCGACACACUGCACCAGCUUCUGCGGUCCAACCUCAAGUUCGGCAUGAUCGACGCUAAGGGAUCAGAGUUCCAGCUCUUCUCGACCUCCAACGUGACACUCUAUCAGAAAAUGUUUAAGGAAAUGAGCUUCUACUCGUCCUCCGAGAGCAUGCAGCGCGUCGCAGCCGGUCACUACGCUUACAUCUACUUCAAGAGUAACUUAGAGACGAUCGUUAGUACCAAGUUCACAAGCCUGGGAGGCAAGACAGACUUGCAUGUGGCUUCUGAGAACUUUUUUCCUGGUGGAUAUGGUUGGGCUUUCCCCAAGGGAGCACCUUACGGGAGAAUGUUUGACAAGGUCAUGUGGCGCUGUGUCCAAGCUGGCCUGAUAGACAAGUGGUUGAAGGACCUCUACACUAUCUACUUAGAGGAGACGAUGAACCAAAAGACGCCGCAGGAGAGAUUAGAAGAGAAAGAAGCUGCCAGCGCCAAGAGCAAUAACGACGUGGUGCUGAACCUGGACCACUUACAGGGAGCAUUCUUCUCACUCCUCUUGGGCACUGCUGCUGGAGUUCUACUCCUGCUGAUGGAGUGCGUCUUCAGCAGGUUCCUGUCCUCAGUGGCCUUGACCUCUAACUGUCCCCUGGGUCAGAGUCAUGCCUCUGGGUCAAUCAUGAAACCAAUCGUUUUAAUGUGCAGGCGAUGA